Molecule: messenger RNA, 2008 nt
Organism: Hippocampus comes (tiger tail seahorse)
Lineage: Eukaryota; Metazoa; Chordata; Actinopteri; Syngnathiformes; Syngnathidae
Gene: slc71a1-2
Product: major facilitator superfamily domain containing 14A2
Exons: 12
Coding region: 208-1680 (490 amino acids)
Biological process (GO): transmembrane transport
Cellular component (GO): membrane
Molecular function (GO): transmembrane transporter activity
Source: RefSeq, a predicted model, not a curated record
GGUGGGGCCAUGUUUGGUUCCGGAAGAGUGCUCGAAGCGAGGUGGUGUCGCUAUGGUGGAGUUGAGGAAUCAUCUCAUUCGUUAGCUCGCUGCUAUCUGUUUUAUUCUGGGUGUAAUGAGCGUAGCCAUCGGCCUCAGAGACUUGUUUUGUUAUUGAGGCGCCACCACAAUGACCCGCUGACCACCGAGGAUGGACAGCAGUGAACAAUGACGGGGGAGAAAAAGAAGAAGAAGCGGCUCAACCGCAGCAUUCUUCUGGCCAAGAAAAUUAUCAUAAAAGAUGGAGGGAGUCCACAGGGAAUCGGUGAGCCCAGCGUCUACCAUGCCGUGGUGGUCAUCUUCCUGGAGUUUUUUGCGUGGGGUCUCCUCACUACCCCCAUGCUCACGGUACUGCACCAGACGUUUCCCCACCACACCUUCCUGAUGAAUGGCCUCAUCCAUGGCGUCAAGGGCUUGCUGUCAUUUCUCAGCGCCCCCCUCAUCGGGGCCUUGUCGGACGUUUGGGGCCGCAAAUCCUUCCUGCUGCUCACGGUCUUCUUCACGUGCGCACCCAUCCCGCUGAUGAAGAUCAGCCCAUGGUGGUACUUUGCUGUCAUCUCCAUGUCCGGGGUCUUCGCAGUCACUUUCUCUGUCAUCUUUGCGUACGUCGCCGACAUCACGCAGGAGCAUGAGAGGAGCACGGCGUACGGCUUGGUGUCAGCCACGUUUGCGGCCAGCCUGGUCACAAGCCCGGCCAUUGGCGCCUACCUGUCAGUGGCCUACGGCGACACCCUGGUGGUGAUCUUGGCCACGGCCAUCGCGCUGCUGGACAUCUGCUUCAUCCUGGUGGCCGUGCCCGAGUCACUUCCCGAGAAGAUGAGGCCGGCGUCGUGGGGUGCGCCCAUCUCUUGGGAACAGGCUGAUCCCUUCGCGUCUUUGCGCAAAGUGGGCCAGGAUUCGACGGUGCUGCUCAUCUGCAUCACAGUGUUUCUCUCCUACCUCCCUGAGGCGGGCCAGUACUCAAGCUUCUUCCUCUAUCUUAGACAGGUCAUCCGCUUCUCGUCGGAGACGGUGGCCGCCUUCAUCGCCGUAGUGGGGAUCCUCUCCAUAUUAGCUCAGACGGUAGUGCUGGGCAUCCUGAUGCGAUCCAUCGGGAACAAGAAUACCAUCCUGCUGGGCCUCGGCUUCCAGAUCCUCCAGCUGGCCUGGUACGGCUUUGGCUCGCAGCCCUGGAUGAUGUGGGCCGCUGGCGCCGUAGCAGCCAUGUCCAGCAUCACGUUCCCUGCCAUCAGCGCCAUUGUGUCCCGGAAUGCCGACCCGGACCAACAAGGCGUGGUCCAGGGCAUGAUCACGGGGAUCCGGGGCCUGUGCAACGGCCUGGGUCCUGCUCUCUAUGGCUUUGUCUUUUACCUUUUCCACGUGGAGUUGACCGACACAGACGCCUCCGAGAAAGGCGGCAAACCCAAUAUGGCUAACCCCACGGAUGAGAGCGCCAUCAUCCCGGGCCCUCCUUUCCUAUUCGGCGCCUGCUCAGUGCUGCUCUCCCUGCUGGUGGCGCUGUUCAUCCCCGAGCACACGGGGCUCGGCGCCCGCCCCGGCGCCUACAAGAAGCACAGCAAUGGGGCUCAAAGCCACUCGCACAGCCCGCAGGGCAGUGGGGCCGAGGGGAAAGAGCCUCUGCUGGACGACAGCAGCGUAUAACCUCGGACCACUUUUUGAACUCUUGUGCGAGUGUGAGUGUGUGAGUGGCGCUGGGUUUUCAAUCUGUUACUAACUCGCCACACGCUGCCAGUCUGGAGGGAAUAGCUAGCAGGGACCCGGCCGGGAAAGCAGACCACUGUAGAGACCACAUGGAUCAGCUCAAAGCUGUCGUCUUCGCUGUUCAUUAGGGUUGCAAACCGGUGCAAGAUUUCUGGUCAUUUUCCAUGGGAACUUAAGAUGGGGAAUUUUGGAAAUUAAUAAGCAUAAAUGUAAAUAUCUAAUUUUUAAUUUAAAAAAAUAGAAAAAUAAAGGCCGUGAUUUAUUUGGA